GGAGCUGGACUUCCGCUUCGCGGAGAAGAUACCCGCCAGGGACCUCUCCGUGAGCGUGGUGGAGAACCUGCAGGAACGGCAGCUGGACCCCUCCGAGUACUUGAGCGCCGGCUCGCUGCUCUUCGAGCCCCGGCGCGGCUCGCUGCAGGCCGCGGCGGCGCAGGUGCUGGCGAGGUUGACCCCAGACCGCGCCGUCUAUUCCGCCACCGCGCGCAGCUUGGGGCCCGCCGCGACGGAGUCCGAGCGCUGGUACGGCACGAGGUACUCCCGCGUGCCCAUCGCCGACGCCACCGUCGCGUCUUGGCAGCGGCCGCGCGUGCCGCAGGGCUAUCAGCUGCCCGCCCCAAACCCGUUCGUGCCCAAGGAUCUGGGCCUGCGGAGCCCGCAGGCCGCGCCGGGCGACCGCGCCCGGGUGCUCCGCGAGGCGCCCGCGCUGCGCCGCGGCGACGACCGCUGGAGGGUGUUCUUCAAGCCGGACCGGGUCUUCGCAACGCCCAAGGCGAGCGUGCAGGUGCUCCUGCACCGGCCCGCGGACUCCCGCGCGGACCAGGUGGCCGGGCUCGUGUGGCAGCUGUCCCUCGCGGACCGCCUGACGGAGUUCGUGUACCCGGCCAAGAUUUGCCAGCUGGACUACGCCGUGUCCAGCUCCGAGGAGGGGAUCGGCAUCACGGUGGGCGGGUACAGCGAUAAGCUCGGCCUGUUCCUGGAGGAGAUUGUCACGAAGGUGCAAGAGUUCUCAGGGCCCACUCCCGAGGAGUUCGCCCGGGCUCUGGACCUCGUCAAAAGGGGCCAGAGCGCCUUCGACAAGCAGCCGCCCUACUCGUUUGCGACCUACAACGCGCGGCUAGCGCUCACCUCCCCGUCCUUCUCGAUAGAGUUUCUGAGGGCGCAGUCGGCGCGGACCACCCGCGAGGACGUUGUGAGGCUCAGCGAGAGGCUGCGGGACAGCAGCCAGUCCUUCUUUGGCCAGGCACUCCUGCACGGGAACCUGGACUCUGCCGACGCGGACCGCAUCCAGAGGACGCUGGAGAGGCUACAGUUCAAGCCGCAGCCGCUCGCUGGCCUGGCGCGGACCCGGCUGACGAAGCUGCCGAAGGGGCAGGACAACCUGCUAGUCACCGUCCACCCCAAUGAGGACGACGUUAACAACGCCAUCUGGUCCGUAUACCACACCAGGCAGGACACGGACGCCGUCGUCAUGACGCUGCUGCUGCAGUCGAUCUUGGAGAUUC
Molecule: messenger RNA, 1232 nt
Organism: Prorocentrum cordatum
Lineage: Eukaryota; Dinophyceae; Prorocentrales; Prorocentraceae
Source: the annotation of a GenBank genome assembly